Messenger RNA from Puccinia graminis f. sp. tritici CRL 75-36-700-3, 1056 nucleotides. RefSeq lists its product as uncharacterized. The record is from RefSeq and is a predicted model, not a curated record. Lineage: Eukaryota; Fungi; Basidiomycota; Pucciniomycetes; Pucciniales; Pucciniaceae. The transcript has a single exon. Gene Ontology annotation, biological process: DNA integration; DNA recombination. Gene Ontology annotation, molecular function: DNA binding. The coding region runs from base 1 to 1056 and encodes 351 amino acids.
AUGCCUGAACCAGUCAACUCUUUCCUAUCCUCCAUUAGGGAUUUCACCCCCCAAGGACAUUCGCUACACAACCCUAGCAAACUAGACCAGCACGUUUUGAACGGCCGGUCCAAAUUGACUCUCAAAAGCAACAACUCCGCAGUGCGGAAGUUCCUAGCCUUUAUUAAAGCCUCCCGGAAAACGCCUUCCAUCUUACCGGCAACCAAAGACAAUAUCUAUGGAUUUUGCUUCUGGGCUGGGAAAAAGGAUACCGACAAAGGUGAAAGCGGGGUGCUCAGCGUUACCCUCAAAAAGUACCUCCAAGGCCUGAAGGCCUGGAAUAUUUUUCAUGACUCGCCAUACCCACUGAUCUCAGAGAAGAAGGUAGCCCUGCUAUUGAAGUCUUCCCUUAAAUUGGAAGCAUUGGCUGCAAAAAGAGUCCCAAAAAAUCCAGUGAUGAUAGAACACUUUGUGGUUCUGGCGAAUGACCUGGCAUCCGGGGAUUUAGAGGACGCCGCAAUACUUGACUUGGCGUUGGUGUCUUUCUGGAGCCUUGCGAGGCUGGGCGAGGUGACACAUGACCAGUCCAACCCAGGCUGCAAGAUCCUACAACAUGACGUCACGGUCAGUCAUGAUGGCCGUUCAGAAAGCAUUGAAUUGAAAGAAUCCAAGACAGCUUUACUGGGGGAAUCACAGUUCCUCCAACUUAAGUUGGUGCCGAACUGCCUUUGCCCAGUCAGGGCUAUGACACAGAGAAUCUCCUCCUGGGGCCAGAGUGAUCACAUCUUUGGAUAUUCCAACAAAGGUCGAUACCUAGCACUAAUGAAAUACUCAGUGAAGAGAAGACUAUUGGCGAUAUGGACCACCCAUGGCUUUGACGGGCUCUCCGGCCAUUCUUUUAGAGUCGGCGGCACCUCUUUCCAUAACGCCCUGGGGAUCUCACCCACCCAGAUUUGCAAGCUGGGUCGGUGGGCCUCUGUAAGCUACAAGCUGUACAUUAGAGUAUAUUCAUCAGAUGAUUUGUCAUCCUCUCUGGAGACUUUGUCUCAACUAGAUCUUCAAUGGAGAUUAACCUAG